UGAGGAGGAGGAGGAUGAAGCUGAGGCUGCUGUUUGUGAUCCUCCUGCAAGUUUCCCAGCAUGCCCUGGCUGUGCUGGUGGAGGUGAAUGAGGGGGCGGAGUCUGUCCUGCUGCCCUGUCUGUACUCAGGUUUUAUACCUGAGAAUGACCCCACAGUGAUGUGGACUCGCAAUGAUCUGGAUCCCAAAUCUGUCCACCUGCUCCGAGAAGGAGGAGAUGAUCUUAGAGGACAAAACCAGCGUUACAGCGGACGCACAUCAGUGAGGUCUGAUGCUCUGGACUCUGGAGACUUCAGCCUCACUCUGAGGAAACCACAACUGACUGACAGCGGCAGCUACACCUGCUCCAUCAGUGAUGGAAGACGAGAACGGAGACUGAGAGACAUCCAGCUGCAGGUCAAAGACCAGCAGGUGGAGGUGAAGGUGAAGGAAGGCUCAGAGUCUGUCAUCCUGCCCUGCAAAACAACACCUGACCUGCCCGAGGACACCAGGGUGGAGUGGACUCGCUCUGAUCCAGAAUUCAUGAUGGUCCAUGAGUACGAUUACAGCCGUGACCAACUUAAGAACCAGGACGGUUUUUACAGAAACCGAACGAAGAUGAAUGAAGACCUGCUGAGAACUGGAGACCUCAGUCUGACCCUGAAACAGCCCACACAGAGAGACACAGGAGGAUACAUCUGCACCAUCUACAGGGACAAAGACAUCCUGAGACAGAAAGUAGUGCUGCAGGUCAGAGAAUCAUUUCCAUCCUGGGUCAAAGCUCUCCUGGUUCUUCUGGUUCUUCUUGUGGUUUCUGGAGGUUUUUUAUUUUAUUUUUGGCACUUUUUCAUGUCAGUUUACAAGGUGGAGGUGGACUCAGGAGUGGAGUCUGUCCAGCUGCCUUGCAAAACCAUAGUUCACCUGCUGAAAGAAGCUAAAGUGGAGUGGAAGGACAAUAACAACAGGAAGGUCCACGUGUAUCAGAAGGGCUCUGACCGGCCUGAAGAACAGGACCAGGAUUACAGAGGACGAACGAAGAUGAAUGAAGAUCUACUGAAACCUGGAGACCUCAGUCUGACCCUGAAACACCCCACAGAUGGAGACACAAACACCUACACCUGCACCAUCUACAACACAAGGGCAAUUAUCCUGAUGACAAAGGAAGUGCUGCUCACUGUUAGAGUUCACCUGCCUGAAGAUGUUAAAGUGGAGUGGAAGAGCAGAUACUGUAGGAAGGUCCACCUGUAUCAGAACGGCUCUGACCAGCUUGAAGAACAAUACCCGUUUUACAGAGACCGAACAAAGAUGAACGAAGACCUGCUGAAAACUGGAGACCUCAGUCUGACCCUGAAAUACCCCACAAAUGAAGACACAAAUAUCUACACUUGCACUGUCUGCAGCAUGGAGGGAAACACCCUGAUGAGGAAAGAAAUGAGACUGAAAGUCAAGGGUCAGUGCUGUAGAUACAGGUCAAAGGUGGAGGUGGAGGAGGGAGUGGAGUCUAUCCAGCUGUCCUUUAAAACCUCAGAAAACCUGCCUGAAGAUGCUAAAGUGGAGUGGGUACGCUAUAACCCAAAGAAGAUAGUCCAUGUAUCUAAGGAUGGCUCUGACCAACCUGACAAACAGCACCAGGAUUAUAGAGACCGAACAAAGAUGAAUGAAGAUCCUCUGAAAACUGGAGACCUCAGUCUGACCCUGAACCAGCCCACAGAGAGAGACAGUGGAGAAUACAGAUGUGGAGUCUAUGGAAAGAUUUGGAGAGGGAAAACAGUGCUGCUCACAGUCAAAGGGAGAGCUCAGGUCCAGGAUCAAACAGGGAUCAUCAGGAACAGAAGCAGCUCCAUUGAUCCGACUCCUCUAUCAGCUGAGGGCAGGAUGAACUUUUUUGAUUGUAGCAAAUGGAUGCAAAGAAACAAAGAGUGA
Molecule: messenger RNA, 1901 nt
Organism: Archocentrus centrarchus (flier cichlid)
Lineage: Eukaryota; Metazoa; Chordata; Actinopteri; Cichliformes; Cichlidae
Exons: 8
Coding region: 15-1901 (628 amino acids)
Biological process (GO): T cell costimulation; cell surface receptor signaling pathway; cellular response to lipopolysaccharide
Cellular component (GO): external side of plasma membrane
Source: RefSeq, a predicted model, not a curated record